UUGCCCAAAAACCAAAAAAAAAAAAAACAUUUUAAUAAUGGAUUGAGAUUUUGACGAAGAUGUUGAACUUUAAAAACUCCAUAACUGACUUUAUCAUCACCUAACUAAACCCCCAUGCUCGAACCUUCCAAUAAAACCCUAUGGAUUUCUCUUACACGCAUGUAUUUGUCUCCAUCACACCUACUUGAUUGAUCUGAUCAUCAGAUACUUGCAGCCCCCAAUAAUUCACUAUCUCUCUCUCUUACUCUUUUGUUACAAUUCUGUUAACAAACUUUGACGUCACCAUUUGAAUUCUUAUCCAAUUCCCAUUUCCUAACAGAAUUUUUCCUCUUUUUCUCUUUCUCUUUUUCAUUCCUUAGAGAUUCUUGAUUCUCCCACUUCCUUCUUUAGUCGUUACAGUCUUUGCUCUGUUUUCAAAAAAAAAAAGUUGGUUCCUUUCUCAACUUUUUUCCCGGGAAAGUGAAUGAGAGCUAAAAGGGUUUAUCAUGUUUGAGAUUCCGGGUAAUACAAUUCCUCUCAAAUAAAAAGUUUCCAUUUUUAAUCUUCUUUCGAAAUUCUGUAGUUUUAUGGAUAAGUUAGGGUUGAGCAAAAGGGGUUAUUUUGAUUUCGCUCUCAAGAACAAAAAAUGGAUAUUAUUAGCAGUAAGUGGUUACGGUGCUUUUAGGGUUUAUCAUUCUCCUUCAAUUUCCCAGAAACGGAAACGAAUCUCUAAGCUUUUCACUCUUCUUCUCAAUCUCAUCGAAGCUGCUUCUGAUUCCGCUGAAACCGUUAGUGUUAUCUCCAAAGAUCUAACAGAGUUUCUCAGAUCCGAUUCAGAUCAAAUCCCAAAUAGUUUGAAGCAGAUUUCCAAAAUCGCGAAAUCAGAUGAGCUUAAUUCUUCUUUGAUCCGAUUCACUCAAGCUAUGACCGUUGGAUUGAUCCGUGGAAUUGAUGAUGGAUCCGGGUCGGGUUUUACUGAUCGGGUUAUGGAUAAGCUCUUUACGAAAUCCGGGUCGGGUUUUGCUUCGGCGAUUGUUGGUAGCUUUGCGAGGAACUUAGUCGUUGCGCUUUAUUCCUCCGCCGGCGAUGGAUCGAAUUCGAAAUUGCUCGACGCGGUUUUCUCUGAUGAUGGGAGGAGAUUGAUCGGCGAUUGCGUUCAGCGUUUCGUGAGUACUGCGGUUUCGGUUUAUCUCGAUAAGACGAGCGAUGUUAACGUAUUCGACGAUUUAUUCGCCGGUUUAACCAAUCCGAAACAUGAAGGAAAGGUUAAGCAAACGCUUGUAACGCUAUGUAACAGCGCGGUUGAGACGUUUGUAAGAGCGUCGCGGAAACCGGUUCAAUUGAACCGGUCAUCGUCAUGUCAAGAUUCGUCUCAAACGCUGACCGUUGGAUCAACGAAACAAGCGACGUGGAUCGAUCGGGUGUCGUCGUCGUUAUCGGUACCGAGUAACCGGAAAUAUGUGGUGGAUUUAACCGGGCGGGUAACGUUUGAGACGGUUAGAUCGUUGUUAGAAGUGUUGAUUGAGAGAGCAAAUGGUAAAGUGGAGAGUUAUGUGGAGAAAGUGAGAGAGAGAGGAAAUGAGACAAGGAGAUUUGUGAGAGUUAAAACAUCACUUCUUCAUAGUUUAUGUUUGUCUCUCUGUUUACAGAUUGUUGAAGCUCCAUGGAUGCUGACUCCAAGAAACUGAUUUUCGGAUUUUCAGGCUAAAAGACAAGAAACACUUUUGUGUUUGGUUUAAUUCUUGGAUUCAUCAAUCAAAUUUGAUGUAAAAUUGUUUUUUUUUUUUAUUUUAUUUGAGGAGAUGAUUGUUUUUGACUUUUUUGGAUAGAAAGAAAUGGGUUGGUUUGAAUGUUUUUUUUGGAUUUGGAUAUUUGGAUAAUGAUAAGUGUGGGACAUUAUUUGUUACACUUUUGUGGAUAAUAUAUGGUAUGGAUAUAGUUGCUGAGUAAAUGUGGUGACGUGGAUGGGACAAGGUCUACAUGUUUCUUUUAUGAGAAAGAGUCAAUAAGUAACAAAGAAGUUUC
This is a messenger RNA of Arabidopsis thaliana (thale cress), 2004 nucleotides long. RefSeq names its product Carbohydrate-binding protein. NCBI's taxonomy places the organism in Eukaryota, Viridiplantae, Streptophyta, Magnoliopsida, Brassicales, Brassicaceae. The record is from RefSeq and is marked reviewed. The transcript has a single exon. Bases 567 to 1667 code for a protein of 366 amino acids.